UCGUAUUGGUUAAGUUAUUCAAAAUAACAUAAUAAAAUCUCUGAUUCUUGUUGGGCUUAGAAUCCCUAGACACCCAUAACAUAUAUAUACUGAAGUCUUCAUAUCUUAACAUGUAUGGUUGAUGGGGAGUUGAAUGUGAUACAGAUCUGUUGUUAUCCCGAAAUUGAUACACGAAGUAGCGAAGAACUGAUUAGAAAAUUGAGGAAGAAAUCAUGAGGGGUGAUUUUGUUAUACCAGCUGUAAAACUGCAAGGAAUGAUAGGGAUGAUUUUGUUUUGAGUAAUAUAAUUAUGACAAUGGUUAAAGAUUAUGUUUAUAAACACAAGCUGAGAUAUGGGUUGACCGACCACAAUGUAGUUCAUAUUUGUAUUUGUGAUUUAUACUUAGAGUAACUAAGUACUUACUAAGUUAACGAAGCCGAACAAAAUUCAAAUAUAAAUGUAAUUAGUUUGGUAGUCGUUAACUAAACUUCAAUUAUACAUUUAUACAUAAGCCAUGUUUCAUCAAGUUUACUUCUAGUUUUCUUUAUAAACUUCAUAACGUUGCAACCUAAUAAUCAAAAUUAGGUUGGAACACUCGUCCGUAGCAAUACGAAUGCAGUCGUUGAGAUUGAAAUCAAAGUGAUUUCAUUUCAAUUAGAUGGUUUAACAAUAUAAUGUUUUGAUCCGGUUUGAUUGGAUCAUUUGAUAUGCUCUAAGCGAACCAAACAAACCUGCUCAAGUGGAGAAGGAAAAGAUAAGAUUGCCGGUUGCAUGUUCCCCUAAACUCAAAUCUCAAUGUUUUGUAAUCUUUCAACAUCUUUCCUCUUCGCAUGCCCACCUUUCUCCCCUUUCUACUCUAUCUUAGAUAUUGUUGAAGUUUUAUUAAUUAAACAAUGUUUUGAAGUUAAAAUAAUUUUCUUAGGGUUAAAACAAAUAAUAUUAUUGAACAGCUGUGUGUUACCGCGUUUCUUAAUUACAUAUAAAUAAAGUUCCAUAAAAUAAUUUCUUUGUUGAAUCUCAAGACAAUUAGAUUAUUUAUUUCUCUGAAGAAGUUCAUUUUAAGAAGAGCAAAUCUCGAAUAUUUAUAUACGUGUGCAUGUGCAUCUUGUUCCUUUCCCUAUACAAUACAAUACCGCAUUCGGAAUGUUUCUGUAUAUGUUUUGCUUCAUUAUGUUAGUUCAAUGCAUAUAUAUAGACAAACAUAAAAUGUGGUAUUACACGGAUUGUUAUUUCGAAACCCAUAAUGUAAUAGAUUUGACAAUGACAAUAAAAUAUUUAUGAUGUCAUGAAAGUGUAGUUCAUUGGAGAAUUCAAAGCGAGCCAUGCAAAUCUCAAUGUCAAUGAACCAAGAAAAUCAAGACCAUAUUCAUCUCCUCUUGAUUCACUUCCUUUUUAUUUACAGCACCUCUUUCUUCUUUUUAUUCUCUAUAUAAACUCUUCAAGUCCUGUUCUCCUUCAUCACAAGUCUUUCAAUUGCUCUCCUUCUCUCUCUUUUCCAUCACCCACAAGGGGUUUUUUUUUUUUCUGGUACCCAAAUUCUCAACCUUAAAUAACAAAAAAAAAGGUCUCAAAAUAGAAACCCUAAUUAUCAUGGCCGAAUUCAAGAGAAAGUUCAACAAAGGUCAUGCCUUCACAAGCAAAUGUGUUUCCUUGGUGAAGGAACAACGGGCUCGUCUCUAUAUUCUCCGCCGUUGCGCCACCAUGCUUUGCUGCUGGUACAUCCAUGGCGAUGAAUAGAGAGAGCUCUUUGAGUUCUCAUUCAAAUGAACCCCCUACAUAUAACUCUAGAUAUGUAUAUAUAUUCCGCUCCUCCCAUCUCUUCUUCUUGAAGCUCCGUUAUAAUGCUGAAGAUCUUUGUUGGUGUUGUUGGCUUGCAUGGCAUGAUCCUUCUCCACGAAAUUUUGAUUCUCUCUCUUCUAUUGAUGCAAAACCCUGAAAACUUUGGUUUUUUUUUGUAACCUAAAGAAUCAAUCUUCUGGUUAUUUUUUUUGUUAUUUUGCAUCAACCAAAAGAG
Brassica napus (rape) is the source of this 1994-nucleotide messenger RNA. Its product is annotated as small polypeptide DEVIL 19-like. Bases 1571 to 1717 code for a protein of 48 amino acids. Lineage: Eukaryota; Viridiplantae; Streptophyta; Magnoliopsida; Brassicales; Brassicaceae. The transcript has a single exon. Gene Ontology annotation, biological process: negative regulation of cell population proliferation. The record is from RefSeq and is a predicted model, not a curated record.